AUGGCGAGCAACAGUGACAAUGCAACUCAGGAGGCAAUACGACAGUAUCUAUGUUGUAGACAACAAUUAAUCAGGCUUGCUGCUGCAGAAGUGAUUCAUCGGAGCAUCUCAACUGUCUCACCUGGCAUACGAUCCAUGUAUUCUGAUCCAUUUCGUGGAUUUCAAUUUACCACUCAGUUGUUGGAUCCUACCUCCCACCCACUGCGUAUUAAGAAUAUGACACGGAUGAGUGCCAGUACGUUCAUUGCACUGGUUGAUUGGCUGAGAAGUAAUACCGAUAUUCGCGAAUCCGAACCAAUACAUGCCAUAAAGAUUGAGCAGAAGGUUCUCAUAUUCUUGUAUAUUACGACACAGGGAGUCUUUCAUGAGGUUUUGGAAUCGCUCUGCGUACUCUAUGAGCAUUAUGUCAAGAUGCCCGAAUCCCCAAUCAAGAAAGCUCUUGGUUCAAAUCCACGAUAUUGGCCUUUCUUCAAAGAAUCAGAUGCUGGCUAUUCGCAGAAAUCCAGCUUGAUGUUGGUUCCAUAUUCAGGAGUUCGAUAUCAUCUAAAGGAAUGGGAAAAAGCGAAUUCUCAACCUGUCAAUGCUUCAGAGCUAUAUAAUCUUCGCCAUGCGAGCUUGCAAGGUGUAAUUGAGCGUGUGUUUGGGGUGUUUAAACGGCGAUUUCAAAUCUAUGAUCGAUGUCGAGAUGGAUUCUCUAUAACAACUCAAAUUGACCUGGUUUUUGCGUUAGCAGCGGUUCAUAACUUCAUGAAUCACUAUAAGGAAAUGGAUGAGCUUACUCAAUAUGAUGAGAAUUCUGAUAUUGAGGAGGAAAGAAGAGAAACGGUUCCUGCAGAUGUUCAAGAGAAUGGUGAUGAAAUAAUGAAAAAACGGGAUGAUAUUGCUAAGCAGAUGUGGAAGCAGUAUAAGGAAUAUCUGAAUGGGAAUCAUAAUUACAAUUAA
Molecule: messenger RNA, 942 nt
Organism: Histoplasma mississippiense
Lineage: Eukaryota; Fungi; Ascomycota; Eurotiomycetes; Onygenales; Ajellomycetaceae
Exons: 4
Coding region: 1-942 (313 amino acids)
Source: RefSeq, a predicted model, not a curated record